Messenger RNA from Eucalyptus grandis, 2370 nucleotides. Its product is annotated as wall-associated receptor kinase 2. The record is from RefSeq and is a predicted model, not a curated record. NCBI's taxonomy places the organism in Eukaryota, Viridiplantae, Streptophyta, Magnoliopsida, Myrtales, Myrtaceae. Gene Ontology annotation, biological process: cell surface receptor signaling pathway; protein phosphorylation. Gene Ontology annotation, molecular function: ATP binding; polysaccharide binding; calcium ion binding. Gene Ontology annotation, cellular component: plasma membrane. Bases 1 to 2127 code for a protein of 708 amino acids. The transcript is spliced from 4 exons.
AUGAAGAUAGUGCGGCAGCUUCUACUGGUGGCUGUAGCCUGGUGGUUGCGACAAGGCGGCGCUCCCACCGUGGCCGGACAUUGUGCACCUAGGUGUGGGAGAGUGCCCAUACCUUAUCCCUUCGGGCUCGAACGCGGGUGCGUGAGUUCCGAAGAGUUUUUGCUCCAUUGCAGUACCACCGAAGGGAGCGGUGAUCGACUACUGUUUCGCACGGAUAUCAAACAAAUUGAGACGCCGGAGAAUUAUUCGAUACGCAGGAUCUCAGUCAGCGACUCGACCAUGGUCAUCAGACUCCCCGAACUAAACGACUGCUACAACAAAUCUGGCUCGCCAUUAAACACAAGUUACACAAGCAAAAAUCUGGACAUCGAUCUAUCAGAAUAUCCACAGUACAGAUUGUCGGCCACCCGGAAUGCCCUCACAGUCCUCGGUUGUGACACCUACGCGCUCACGAACGUGACCGCGGUGGUCGACAAAUAUGAUUUUUCCCGGGGCGGCUGCAUCUCCUACUGCAACGAGUCCGUUGACUUGGCGAAGGAGACCACUUGCUCUGAAUGUCUUGCCAUUCAGCCCCUGUGGAGUGGCCUUCGUGGGGACAAAGAGUCAUUCAAUAUCUCCAGCAAGAGACUCCCGACCUUCAAUGAUUCGGGCAAGAGUUCGGACCUUGUUCUGGACUGGAUGAUCGGAUGGGACGUCAAUUGCACACAGGCCAAGUCGAACCCGUCGAGCUAUGGCUGUGGCAACAACACUGACUGUCGCGACUUCGCGGAUGCACCGGGUUACCGUUGCUUUUGCCAGCAUGGGUAUGAGGGGAAUCCCUAUGAUCUCUCCCGCGGGUGUCAAGACAUUAAUGAGUGCGAGGACCCACAGAAAUACCCAUGCCGUGGAAAGUGCGAGAAUCUGCCUGGGAGCUACAGAUGUGACUGCGACGGUGAUAAUCGUCGCGAUAUAGCUCUUGCAAUGAUUCUUGUACCCGUCGUCUGCAUAUAUGCUAGUGCUUCAGCCUCAGUCACGUGGAAGUGGAGAAUUAGAAAGAUAAACUUCAAACGAAAUGGAGGAAAGUUCUUCAAAAGUCAAGGAGUUCAAAUCUUUACGGAGGCAGAGCUGGCAAAAGCAACCAACAACUAUGAUGAAAGCAACAAGCUAGGCGAGGGUAGUUUCGGUUCCGUCUAUAAAGGGAGAGUAGCAGUGGACAAGGGUGGUUCCGGUUCUGUCAAUAGAGGAAGAAUAGCAAUGGAUAUCGAGGUCGUGGUCAAGAAGCCUAAAGAUGUGCACAAGCCUCUAAUGAAGAAAGAAUUCCAAGAUGAACUUCUAACUGUGAUGCAAACAAACCACAAAAAUAUGGUGAAGCUCUAUGGCAUAUGUUUAGAGACUAGAAUACCUUUGCUAGUUUAUGAAUACAUUUUGAGUGAUACCCACUUCAAUACCCUCUUCAAACACAUCCAUCCGAAAGUGUCAACCUUCUUGAGAUCGUGGGAAAACCGGCUCAAAAUAGCCACUGAAGCUACACUUGCACUCAAGGAAAUGCAUUCUAGCGGAAUCAUUCAUGGCAACAUCAAGUCAGCGAAUAUACUUAUUGAUCAAAAUUACUCGGUGAAAAUAUCUGAUUUUGGAACUUCAGUACUUAAAUCACUGCAGCAUAGUCACAUUGUAGCCACUGAAAUAGAAGGCACAUUGGACUACAUUGAUCCAGAAUAUUUAACCACUGGUAAGCUAACAAUUAAAAGUGAUGUAUACAAUUUUGGAGCUGUCCUCAUGGAGUUGCUCACCGGAAAGAAGCCUACAAGUUUUGUUGCUAAUAAGUCCGAGGAGCCAAUCAAUAUUAUCCCUCAUUUCAUCUCUUCCGUGAAUGACGGGACACUCUUUGAUGUCAUAAAUUUUAAGGCCACUGGUGAAGAUGAAAUCAAGCAAGUAGAAAUGGUUGCUAAGAUUGCAGUGAAAUGCUUGGACCAAAGCAGUAGAAAGAGGCCAACAAUGAGUGAAGUGGCUCAGCAACUCCCCCCAAUUAACCAGAGCUUGACAGUUGCAGAAAACAUUGAAGAGCCCAAAUUCAAAGUGGCUGGAACAAUCUGUCCCACUGUUGAGAUUUCAGUGACUGACUGUCUUUCCUGUCUGGGAUCAGAUUAAGUAUGUUCCUGCAUUUGAUCCUUUAUUCCUAUAGUAACAUGUAGUAAUUGCCCAUAAGGACUUAUAGGGUUGAUUGUGUGCUUUGAACAUGUGUUAUGUUGCCAUUUGCUAUGGUCUUAUGUUUGUGCAAGCAUUUGGGCUAGUUUAAGUGUGAGAAUUUAAUAUACUAUAUGUGAAGCUGUGCAUUGUAGUAGACUUAUCUUAUGGCCAUUUUGGCAUUAUAAUAAUCUCUCUUUCCCUUUA